This is a messenger RNA of Myzus persicae (green peach aphid), 1432 nucleotides long. RefSeq names its product DNA fragmentation factor subunit beta (gene Drep4). Gene Ontology annotation, molecular function: DNA endonuclease activity. The coding region runs from base 89 to 1150 and encodes 353 amino acids. The transcript is spliced from 7 exons. Gene Ontology annotation, biological process: apoptotic process; apoptotic DNA fragmentation. The record is from RefSeq and is a predicted model, not a curated record. Gene Ontology annotation, cellular component: nucleus; cytoplasm. Lineage: Eukaryota; Metazoa; Arthropoda; Insecta; Hemiptera; Aphididae.
CUUAUGAAUCCAUAAUAAUAUAUUAUCAAAUAUUAAUAUUGAGUUCAGUAUAGUAAUAACUUAAUUAGUUAUCAGAGUAUUAAUAAAUAUGAAAGGCUAUAAGAUCACUAAUUGUGCACAAGAUAUAAGAUAUGGUAUUGCCGGCAAUUCAUUAAAAGAUGUUUUUACUAAAGGAUGUCAGAAAUUAAAGUUAGACCAUUUAAAUGUGACUAUGAUGGUUCUUGAUGGUACAGUAAUAGAUGAUGAAGACUAUUUUCAACAACUACCAGCACAGACGUUAUUUAUAUUUCGGUUAAAUGGAGAAACAUUUGAAACAGGGGCUGAUUUAAUAUAUAAUGUGCUUGCAGCUGUUAAUAAUAAUACAUUAAAGACUUCAAUUAAAAUAAAAUCAUUUAUGGAUGAAAACAUUAAAGAAAAAAUAAGAAUAUUAUCUUCAGUUCUGGAUGUAGAUGAUGAAAGUAAUAAAAAAAAAAAUAUCAGUAGUCUAAGAUUAAAAGACCCUGAUUGGUUUCAAGGAUUGGAAACUAGGGCAAGAACAAAAGAAGAAUUCAUGUUCAAACGAUGCCAAGAACGAAUUCGAAGUUACAUGUACAAAACAAAAUCUGAUAUGAUUAAGUCAGAAUUUUACAUAAAACAUGCAAAGUGCAGAAAGUACUUGGAUGAAGUAUUUAAACAAUUCAGUGAACUUUUAACAAAAAACAAAUAUCAUGGAUAUUAUUUUGAUAGAUCAAAUACAAAUGGUUUGUGCAACGAGAUUGGAACGUUUAAAUGCGAGGGAGCAUGGAAUCAAUCUAGUUGUUCUUAUGAACGUGGUACUGGUCACAAGAUCAAUCCAUACCAAAACAGAGAGUGUAGAAUUAUAUUUUCUACUUGGAACUUAGACCAUUGGGUGGAGAGAUCUAGAACUGUAAUACCAGCACUGUUUGAAGCCAGUAAAAUGGCAUCUGAAGUUCACCGUUCAAUAAAUAUGAACUAUUUCUAUGAAUUGCUCUUUACAACAGUUAAUCUUAAACUCGUACAUAUUGUAUGUCAUGACAAAGGUCAACAUAGUACUGCUAAAUGUGAUCCAAACUUGUAUUUACAAUAUAAAAAGGUGAUUCAUAGUUUCUCGUAUGUUGAUAAUUGUUUAGUGAAUGAUUUCAAUAAUUGAUCAAAACAAAAAUAUAUAAAUAGUUAAUAAUUAUGUAUUGACAUACUUGUUGUGGAAUAAUGGGUUUUCAUGGACAUCUAAGAUCAACAAUAAAUCUGGCUCUUGAAAAACUAAAUUGGCUUAUCAGGAAGUUUUUGUAACUAGUUUUGUAUUUUUUAAUCCUAUGAUAAUAUUAUUUUUCUAAAAAAUAAUUUGUAAUAAAUGACUGAUUAGUAAUAUUCCCGUUUUUAUAUUUCUAUGUAAUCUUCUACUAUCUUUAGUUUCAAUAAAAUAUAAUGUAAA